Messenger RNA from Echinops telfairi (small Madagascar hedgehog), 3754 nucleotides. It is a transcript of the gene TBC1D23, whose product is annotated as TBC1 domain family member 23. The record is from RefSeq and is a predicted model, not a curated record. Lineage: Eukaryota; Metazoa; Chordata; Mammalia; Afrosoricida; Tenrecidae. Gene Ontology annotation, biological process: retrograde transport, endosome to Golgi; embryonic brain development. Gene Ontology annotation, cellular component: trans-Golgi network.
AUGCUGGGACAUAGAGUCUUUGGCAGGGCAGCGCUUCCUUCACGUCUCCGCCCCCAGACGUCCGCGGCUAUUUUUCGCCCCCGGGACGUCUUGACGAGCAUUCCUUCAGUCCCAGCGUCUUCCCUCGUUCUUCCUCCGUUGAGAAACCAGGCUGCGGACUUCCGAGGUCCUUUUACGUCAUCCAGGUCUCAGAGUCGGUCCCGGCGCCGGCCCACUUUUCGGCAAAGUGACGUGGACGUCAACAGCAAUGGCGGCCGGAGACGAGCUCCCGCCACUGCCGACGAGUGGCGAUGGCUGGACUUGUAUUUCAGGGACAAAGACCUUGAAGAAGCUUUGGAAGCAGGAGGUUGUGAUCUUGCAACUCUGAGAAAUAUAAUUCAAGGGAGACCACUGCCCACUGAUCUGAGGGCUAAAGUUUGGAAGAUUGCUCUCAAUGUUGCAGGAAAAGGUGAUAGUUUGGCAUCAUGGGAUGGUAUUUUAGAUCUGCCCGAACAAAACAAUCUUCAUGAUGAUUGCCAAGAGCUUAUUGACCAGCUUUCAGUGCCAGAGGAGAAGUCAGCAGCAUUACUGUUGGAUAUUGAAUCUGUAAUUACCUUUUAUUGUAAAUCACGCAACAUUAAAUAUAAUACAUCCCUUAGCUGGAUACAUCUGCUCAAACCCUUGGUGCAUCUUCAACUGCCGCGCAGUGAUUUGUACAACUGCUUUUAUGCUAUCAUGAAUAAGUACAUUCCAAGGGAUUGUUCCCUGAAGGGGAGACCAUUUCAUCUCUUCCGAUUACUCAUCCAGUACCAUGAGCCUGAACUUUGCUCUUUUCUUGAUACAAAGAAAAUUACUCCAGACUCCUAUGCACUCAACUGGCUUGGAAGCCUUUUUGCUUGUUACUGUUCCACUGAAGUCACCCAAGCAAUUUGGGAUGGAUAUCUACAGCAUGCAGAUCCAUUUUUUAUUUAUUUCUUAAUGUUAAUAAUCCUUGUUAAUUCAAAAGAAUUUAUUUUAGUGCAAGAGUCAGACAGUAAAGAAGACAUUAUCCAGUUCUUGGAAAAGACGCCAUCCAGUUUGAAUCUAGAAGAUAUAGAGGACCUUUUCUCUCUGGCUCAGUAUUAUUGCAGUAAAACACCAGCUUCUUUUAGGAAGGAUAAUCAUCAUCUGUUUGGCAGUACUUUGUUGGGAAUUAAGGAUGACGAUGCUGAUCUGAGUCAGGCUCUUUGUCUGGCUAUCUCCGUGUCAGAGAUCCUGCAAGCAAAUCAGCUGCAAGGGGAAGGAGUCCGGUUCUUUGUGGUGGAUUGUCGUCCUGCAGAACAGUAUAAUGCUGGGCAUUUAUCAACUGCUUUCCACUUAGAUUCAGAUCUGAUGCUCCAGAAUCCAUCUGAGUUUGCACAGUCAGUAAAAUCCUUGCUUGAAGCACAGAAGCAGUCCAUUGAGUCUGGCUCAGUAGCUGGUGGAGAGCACCUUUGUUUCAUGGGCAGUGGCCGGGAGGAAGAAGACAUGUAUAUGAACAUGGUCCUGGCACACUUUUUACAGAAAAACAAAGAAUAUGUGAGCAUUGCCAGUGGAGGAUUUAUGGCACUGCAGCAGCACCUGGCAGACAUUAAUGUGGAUGGACCAGAAAAUGGAUAUGGCCACUGGAUUGCAAGUACUUCAGGCUCAAGGAGUAGUAUCAAUUCUUCUGUUGAUGGGGAAUCUCCUAACGGCUCCAAUGAUCGAGGAAUGAAAUCCCUAGUGAACAAAAUGACUGUUGCUCUGAAGACAAAGUCUGUUAACGUCAGGGAAAAAGUUAUCAGUUUUAUUGAGAAUACUUCGACUCCUGUGGACCGAAUGUCUUUCAAUCUUCCUUGGCCAGACAGAACAUGUACAGAGCGGCAUGUGAGCAGCAGUGACAGAGUGGGCAAGCCUUACCGUGGCGUGAAGCCUGUUUUCAGCAUUGGAGAUGAAGAAGAAUACGACACAGUUCUUCAGAAUUGCAUUUCUUUAAAAUGCUUUUUUUUCUGCCUCUCUCUCAGCCAUCUCUUAGUUACUGCGACACAUAUGUAUUGCUUAAGGGAGAUUCUUUCACGGAAAGGAUUAGCUUAUAUACAGUCUAGACAAGCACUCAAUUCGGUAGUUAAAAUAACAUCGAAAAAAAAACAUCCUGAGCUAAUUACUUUCAAGUAUGGAAACAGCAGUGCUUCGGGAAUAGAAAUCUUGGCAAUUGAAAGGUACUUGAUUCCAAAUGCAGGGGAUGCUACCAAAGCCAUAAAACAACAGAUCAUGAAAGUGUUGGAUGCUUUGGACAGUUAAUCUAAAAGAAGCCAUUUAAAAAGAAAUGAAGGCAACUAAGAAAAACAUGGACCUAUUUUCCUGACUGAAUACUAAUUAGAGAUACCUUUCAUGUGCUUGUGGGGGUGCUUGAAUAACAGUCUACAAAAGUGUAAAUUAUAAUCAAUCUCUGAAAAGUUAAAAAAAAUUUUGAAACCUCCUUUUGCAUUUUCAGUUUUGUAAAGUGUUUUACUAAGUGAAUUUGAAGUAACUAAUCCCAUACCCUCAUGGACCAAGGGUACAACAAACAGUUCUAUUUUGAAGAGCUGUUCUAAGGGAACAUGCAUCACUUUUAGGUUUAAAAAUAACCAUAUACAAAUAUACUUGGCAAUAUUUUCACUGAAAAUUAGAGAUAGAAUUAGUUGGAGAGACUCCCUUUUACUUUUAUCCUCUGAGAAAUAUCAGAAACUAAAAAGUUUUACACAGGCUAAUUAACUGUUUCUGUUCUUAAAAAGAGUGAAUUCUUUUUAAUGAAAUAAAGGAAUAUUCUAGCCAACUGAAAAAUAUAGUUCAACUAGGAAAAUGUUGAUAUUUCAGUUUCUAAAUCACGUUUACACCUUUAGCUAAUAAAUUGCAAACAGUGCUUCAGAAGUACUAAAGCACCUCCUCAUAGUUUCUAAGGAGUAACAGAAGCUUUAUAAUAAAAUAAGCAUGUGAGCCUAAAAUUGCCAUUUGGGGAUCAGAAUUUCAUCUGGAAAAAAGUCUUUAUUAUAAAUUGGAUAUUUUGAUUUAGGAUAUUAUAAACAAGUAUUUCUCCUCAUUGAGAUUAUGGUCUGUGACCACACUAACUUCCACUUAAAGCCAAAUAAUCAGUUUAAUGAAUGAUAAUUCUUUUCAUUUACAGAAAUUUAUCUUCUUUUGAUUUUCAUUUAUUAAAGUUCCAUUGAUUUGAAAACAAGUUUUUUCUUUUAAUACAAAAAAAGAAAGUGAUCUAAUUUAUUUUGCAGUCUGCAUUUUAAUUUAUUGAAAUGUGUAGUAGACACAUUUGAUUUUAAAAAGGGAGUGCAUUUGGGGUUAUGAAAUAACUUAUGAAAGCUAUUUGGAAAAUAGCAAAUCCACACAAUCUUUCAUGCUCUAUGUUCAUCGGUUGAUAAGAGAAAUAUUUAGAUAUACCCUGUUAACAGCCAGUAUUUUAGUAUAGUUAAUGGCAAUCAAGUGAACAGAAGGCAACAUAAUUCAAGAAAUUUUAUUCUGAUACCUAAAUUUUUAAAAUUUGAGUGGUUGAGGACAUUUGUAUGAAAUUGCACCUCGUACAAUUCUUGUUAUUUAUAACUCUUCCCCUGCCACUGUUCCCUUUUCCCUUUUCUUGACUCCUUGUAGAAAUGUCCAAAGUCUGAUUUCUCCCCACUCUGCCAUGGGGCUUUUUUUCAUAUUAAUGUAAAGAUGUUUGUGUUACUGUUUGUAAAUUAAAAUUGUAAAUAAACAAGUACAGUUUAUGCAAAACUGUUUUUAAUGAAAA